Molecule: messenger RNA, 5151 nt
Organism: Anarrhichthys ocellatus (wolf-eel)
Lineage: Eukaryota; Metazoa; Chordata; Actinopteri; Perciformes; Anarhichadidae
Exons: 3
Coding region: 2786-3685 (299 amino acids)
Biological process (GO): phospholipase C-activating G protein-coupled receptor signaling pathway; positive regulation of Rho protein signal transduction
Cellular component (GO): plasma membrane
Molecular function (GO): G protein-coupled receptor activity
Source: RefSeq, a predicted model, not a curated record
AGCUGAAGACAAAACCAGCUGACUCGCUGCUGACAUGUUGAGAGCCGUUGAGAGGCAAUCGAGAUGCUCCCAAUCUCGGAUCUUGCACCUUUUAACGUUCCCCUACAGCUCGGCAAGGGAAGGACGAAGCAGAAGGAGAAAGCUUUGAGGCGUUUCUCCAUGUCAGAGGACCUGAGUGCCACAAUUUAUCUACCGCAGCAUGAGGCCGGUCAGAGCACGUUGACAGUUUGAGUUGAUUUAUAUUUAUUAUUCAUAGUCCCUACACCAGGAUUCCACCGGCACAUUAGACUUAUGUUAGACUUUCAUUCAAUAUAAGUUAUCAGAAAGUCAAAUCAUGCACUUGUUGUAUUGUUCACAGCUGCAUAAAACUUGCUGUGAAAUUAAUGUUUUUUCAUGAAACCUUCUUUGAGGAUUUUCUUUUGGAUUGAUUUUGAAAUCUGACAUAUUGUUUUCAUCCUGGCUUUAAUCUCAUAAUUAGAACUAUUUUAUGUGGUCCUGACUGUUAGUCAUAGAGAUUCAUUGCUAGUCAUAUAUUUGCAGACACUGUGUAUAUAGCCUGCUAAUGCCUGUUUGUCUUCCGUUGUUUAUGAGGACGCUCCUCGCGUGCCAGUGGCACUGAAAUGCUCAUGUGACUGAACGACACUGCCAACACGACAAACAGCUGUGAAUUUAUUACUCUCCGGUGAUAAAUUCAGCCUGUGGGGCCGACUGUUUUGUUAUUCUGUAACUGUGCCAGCACAGGAAGCGACGUUCAGCCAUUCACUUGUCAAACACUGUCGCCAACACCUUCACUACUUGUGCGAGUAACAAGUGGGACGCCUCAGUAUCACAUUCUUCAGAUUACAAAGUACUUUAGAUUACAGACCUGCGUCCCAGUGGCACAGACGGUUACAAAUGUUUCCCUACUUUUCUUUCUGUAGUCAUUUGGGAAAUAUUUCAGGUGUGGUUAAAAUAAAACCUAAAGGUGCUCUAUGGAGUUUUCUUGUAAUAAAACAAAAAAGUUGUAUUUACAUUCAGCGUCUCACCAAAACACACUGUGUGUGUCCUUGAGGUCUAACACACGCAUCAAAUACAUUUCCUUCUUCAUAAAACAUUUGGAAAAGCUGAUAAAUAUAUAAAUACAUCAUUAUAUUCUGAAUAAUUUACAUCCAUGUGUUGCAGACUUCGUCACUGCCUUUGCGGGCUCAUUACCACUUCUCCUUGCAUCUUAAAGUGCUUUUAUUUUCAUUACAUCUUUUUACAGGCAUGUGAUGAAAAGAACCGCAUACAGUGACUCCAGGGCCGUAGUGCAGCAGACAUACAUUUAAAGAGCUUGUUAAAAGAACUUGCAGCAAUAUGUCUGUCUGUGUGUGUAAACACGCAUAUGUGUGUAUUAUGUGUGACAGAGAAGGAUUUAGGCCGACAGCGAGUCGGCCUUUUGGUGAUGCAAUUUCUGUAUUUACUCUGGGUUUAUAAGGAUUAUAUGACUUGUAUUUGGUGCCUUAACAGUCAUAAAAUGAAACCCCAAUCAGAAGUGAUUGUAUGCAAAUUAAGCGUGGCUGAUGUUUGUGCAGGUUGGUUGGGGCAAUAGUUGAGUCACGAUGGUGCUCGGGGGAGGGCCUUGAAAAAGUCUUGGCAGCGGGGCUCCUUGGCACUUUAACGGGACUAUUCAUCUCAAGUUACCUGUAGUGCUAUUUAUCAAUAUAGAUUGUUUUGGUGCGAGUUGCCUAGUUUUGGUGAUAUCUGCCGUAUGAUGUCCGUUUUCUCUCAAAUAGAAAUGGUAUGGUGUCAUGUGGAAACAGAGAGACAUGUCACCCUCAACAAUUUCAUGUACAGUUUUGGAUUAAUUUAGGUGUAUAGCCCAAAAUCACAAAUUUGCCUCAGAGGGUUUUACAAUCUGUACAGCAUAUAAACUUGAACAUGAUAUUUAUGCUAUUAUAGCACAUAUUAUGACACCUGCACAAUGGAGAAUUCAGUAGUUAAUAAAGUAAUCCAGCAAUUUAGUAUUGCAUAUCCAUCAAGUUGGAGGACUCUUUUAGCCCUCAAGCUAAAAACAAAGAAGAAGCUGAAUCCUAUAUUUCCCACAGUGCAACUCAAUAGUGUUUUUCUUAGACACACCCCCCAUGGCUUUUAUUCUCCGUGCUUCCUGUCUGUAAUGCAGCCUUUCUGCUAAAGCUCAAGUGAGAUAACCCAGAUGACAUCAUCAGACAACAGUUGCACAGUGGCACUCCUUAAAUUGAUCGUUGUGUAAAAUUGCCAGAGUGCCCCUUUUGUCCGGUUGAGCCACACAAAUAUACAAGAAUACAUUUAAGAUAAAGAUUGUUGCAAUAUAUUGACACCAGUUUUUCAUGCAAAUAUUCUCUCCGUGCAUUACCAUGAAGACACAGGGUGACCCAUUGAAACCAAUGGACAAUAUUCAGCACAUCCAGGCCUCAUUCAAAGCAGCCGGCUGAGCUCUUUAGAGAUAAGGACGCUCAGCUCUGCAAUAAAUAGCUUCCGAGAACACCUGAAGCAAACACACACAAACCAGGACCAAUACAUUGAUAUUCAGACAGACGAGUUGUCUCACUGUCUGAGUGGGAAUUGAGAUAUUUCAACAAGAUUCAACGCUCAUUUGAAAUCAUUUCAAGAUUUUUCAGCAGUUAAGUCUUUAAAAACAAGAAAGACUGAGGGGACGUUCAUGGAUGAAAGAUGACAUCAUUUGUUGCAGACUGAGUCUGCAUCCUCAACAUCAGCUGGGCAACACUCGGCAUGUCAACGCUAAUCUGAACAGCUGAACACAUAAAUAUCUACAGUGUGGUCUCUUAUGGCUGACAGCAAUACAGUGACAGCCACUGUCCCCGUCCGCAUCAAUGUCACUGGCAACCUCACUGGCAACCUCUCUGGCAACGCUACCAUACCAGCCGCUCAAGUGAUUAACUGGCUGACGAUAAGCAUCGGGCUGCCCGCUAUUGGACUGGCUAUUUAUACCCUCAAGAAUCUGUCCAAAGGUGAGAACAAAAUUCCCAUGCAUGUCAUAUUCCUCCUGGUCUCUGACAUUAUCAGUUUCUUCGGCCGUCCCAGUGUGGACCAGGACAUGAAAACUGGGCCCUCAAACCCUACCGACUUCAUCUUCUAUUUUGGUGUUGUCACCAACAUCACCCUCAUGCUGGUCAUAGCUCAGGAGCGCCAUCUCGUGGUGGCCUACCCGCAGUGUCUCGGCUGCUGCAGCAGCAUCAGGCAUUCCCCUGCGGUCACCUUGAUGACGUGGGCUGCUCCUUUCGCCAUCUUGGCCCUCGCCGUGUUGCACUACAACUUCUGGUUCGCUGUGUCUCUGCUCGCUCCCUUUCCCUUCCUCCUCUUCUUUGCUGUGGAUUCCUGGAGGGCCCUGAUCUGCUCUCGAUCCAACCCUAAAACCCCAGAGAGGAGGAGGUCGGUGUGGGGGAUCGGUGCGAUCUGGGCCAACUACACCUUCCUCUAUGUCCCCUUCAUCCUCAGCAUCCUCCUGGAGGCUCUGUCCUUUAAGGAAACAGUCACAUACCUGGGACUGGUGUCUCACCUGCUGCUCUUCCUCAGCCCUCUGGUGGACCCCUUCCUCUACAUAUUCAUGACCAAAGGGCUCAAAGAGGUGCUGCAGGCGCUGCCCUGCUGCCAAAACCAAAGUCGGAGAGAGAACAUGACACCCACUGUGGAUACUGUGGCUGAGACCGUGGAGACAAGGCUUUGAGGAGGACAUAGUUUGCAAAAAGGACAACCAUCAGUCUAUUUUGGGACCACACGUACUACUGUUGGAUUUUUGUAGCAGAUACCAAAACCAAAUGUUCUGUCAGAGAUACUUGCUGUACAUGCUUUUCACACUGCAUAUUCUUUGCUCAGGGCUGUCCUAAGAUGUGUGUGUAUGUCCAUUGUAACACAUGACUAGUGUCUACAAUCUAGAGUCACGCGUAAUUACUCUUCAACAGAUUAAGCAGCAAAAAUUUAAUGCAAAUUCCACAGUUUACUGUGGUGGAAAAUAAUCUUUUUUUCAACAUCCCUGUGAGAAAUAACCGUGAUGAGAAAACUCUCAAAAUGUCGUAAAUGUAUUUAUUGAACACUUAGAAUAAUCCAGCUGAAUGGAUAGAGCUCUUUCCCCACAGAUGGUUCGUAGGUCUAACAACAGAAUAGUUUAAUAAAGUAUAUACACAUUAUCUUGUCUCCCCCUUCCCCCUUCGCAGACAUCCUCCUCCUCCUCUGUCUGCCGAGACAUCCGCCAAGGCCAAGGUCCCAGCCUUGGCCUUGUUUUCAGUGGAAGAGGGUUAAUUGGUGAGAUCAAGAUGACACUACAGCAAGCCAGACAUGAAAAUACCUUCGAUAUGACAACAUUUAUUAUUUGGGUUUGGAUGAGUUUGGAUGGCCUCGUCUGCAUAUGUUCAGUUUUAAGCGAUGCAAGUUAUUUCUAAAAGAACAACAUGAUAAAUUGCCACAACAAUUUCACUUUCACUUUCGUAGUCCUCAUCUAAGGGAGGAAAACGGCCCACUGGUAGCUUUUAGCUUACCUCGCAUGUUAGCUGGAUUCUUGCAAUGUCAAAUAUCACACGAAAAUCCAUCUGUCAGGCUUCAAGUAAUGGCAGCUACGGGCUUGGCUUAAGUGUGUGCGACACGGCGCAGAGAGGCAGCCGCUCGUUCUAAACAAUGACGGCUCCUGAAGAGGUUCGCUUAGAUGCUACAAUAUUAAAAUGUUAUAUCAGAGAAUGUUUCUUCACUAAAAGAAGAGCAAAGAACACUGAAGGCUUUUCUCUUUGGAGAAGAUGUUUUCCCUAUUCUCACGACUGGCAAAAGUUUGAUGGACAGAUUCAUCCAAUCGUCGGCCGAGUAUGAUUUGAAAUGAUCCGGCCUUCUCCAAACAGUUUCCAAUGACGGCUCCUCAGCUGGUUCUGUGUAACAAACCAUCUGGCUAGUCAGAUUAGCUUUUAGAACCGUCUGUAGUUGAAUUUCACUGGAUAACCCAGCAAACUCAAAGCUAAUCCUCCAGAGCAGUGCCAGCAAGCCCCAGGCUAAAGCUGGGCUUAGCCCACUUUGGAUCUGCCAAUGUGAAAGUGUUUUAGCCCCAGGCUAACCUCUCACUUAGCUUGGGUCUAAGUGCCGUGAAGCCUUUUACAUCCAGGAACUGACCAUUUACAACCAGAACAGGGAAGGCUCUGCUCUUGAUCAACA